Messenger RNA from Peniophora sp. CBMAI 1063, 279 nucleotides. NCBI's taxonomy places the organism in Eukaryota, Fungi, Basidiomycota, Agaricomycetes, Russulales, Peniophoraceae. The record is from the annotation of a GenBank genome assembly.
AUGUGCCAAAAUAUUAUUUCGGGUCGUUUCCAUAGUGCAUGCGGCCACUUUGAGCCCAUGUCAACCUCGCGUCAAGACUGCAUGCGCCCGGAUUGCAUAUUCAGCGCUCGACAUGAACAUCCCGGCGGUCAGCGCUACGCACCUGCGCCUCGUGCGCCUGUCGUCGACGUCCGAUCCGGUUGCAAAUGCGCCCGUAUGAUGGCCCAGCCGAUCCGCAACCCCAUCCGUGUCAGUCCGGCUCGCUGUGCCAACUGCCUCGAGCGCGACCGCGUCGUCUGA